This is a messenger RNA of Nicotiana attenuata, 3292 nucleotides long. Its product is annotated as probable LRR receptor-like serine/threonine-protein kinase At3g47570. NCBI's taxonomy places the organism in Eukaryota, Viridiplantae, Streptophyta, Magnoliopsida, Solanales, Solanaceae. The record is from RefSeq and is a predicted model, not a curated record. The coding region runs from base 123 to 3173 and encodes 1016 amino acids. Gene Ontology annotation, molecular function: protein binding; protein kinase activity; ATP binding. Gene Ontology annotation, biological process: protein phosphorylation. The transcript has 2 exons.
UACUUUGUUUUCCUACAUAUCAAUGGUCAGUCAGCAUGUCAAUUUGGUAUUCCAGCUCUUGUCACACUAUAAUAAGGUCCUAAUAACAAAUUCCUACACCAUUUAUCUAAGACGUUGCAAAGAUGAAGUCAGUUUUCUGUCUUUGUGCCAAAUACAUUUUCCCAUUUUUCCUCAUUUUUGGCUUUCUGGAUGUAGUGAUUGCUGCAAAUCAUGACAAUGAAACAGACAGACUAUCACUGCUUGCAUUCAAAGAGACCAUAACACAUGAUCCCUUUGAAGUCUUGAGAUCAUGGAAUGAAACCGUUCCCUUCUGUAAGUGGCAAGGUGUGAUCUGCAGCAGCAGUGGAUACGUUACAUCUUUAAAGCUGCAGCAUAAAAAACUUAAGGGUCCAAUAUCACCCCAUAUAGGAAAUUUGAGUUUUCUGAAUGAGUUGCUUCUCGACAACAAUAGCUUUACUGGUGGAAUACCUCCAGAGCUAAGCCGUUUACAAAAUUUGAAAAUGUUAUGGCUUAGGAACAAUUCACUAGAUGGUGAAAUCCCUUCAAAUCUAUCAGCUUGCUCCAACCUUGUCGAGAUUCGUCUUUCUUGGAACAACCUCAUAGGGAGGAUUCCUGCUGAAUUUGGCUAUUUCUCAAAACUCCAACUCAUACAAGCUCCAAGAAACAGUCUGACAGGCAGCAUUCCGCGUUCUUUUGGGAACUUAUCAUCUCUGCUGUUUCUUGGUUUUUCGUCUAACUAUCUCAGUGGACACUUACCCAAUGAGAUAGGAAACCUGAUGAAGCUAGAAUAUAUUGGCUUCAAUGAUAACAGCUUGUCUGGUGAGUUUCCUACUGAAAUUUUUAACCUCUCUUCCUUGACUACUAUAUUUGUCUCACUGAACAAAUUCAAAGGGACUCUUCCACCAUACUUGGGAACCACUCUUCCUAAUUUGUACUACAUAGCAAUAUCUGAAAAUUCUUUUUCAGGACCACUCCCUAUUUCAUUAUCAAAUUCGUCGAAACUUGAGUAUCUUUUCCUUGAUACCAACAGCCUUAUAGGUCAAGUUCCUACUUUGGAGAAAUUGUAUAAGCUUAGUCAUUUUAGCAUCUCCAGCAACCUCCUGGGAAGCGGAGGAUAUGAUGACCUAAGCUUCAUCUCGUCCUUAACAAAUGCCACUAAUCUUGAAGAAUUAGGUUUGGAUGAUAAUAACUUUGCAGGGGUGAUUCCUGAACCAAUGAAAAAUCUCUCAACUAAGCUCACAGGAUUUCUUUUGAGCAACAAUCAUCUAUCUGGACCUAUUCCCAGCUGGUUGGAAAGAUUUACCAAUUUGACAACUAUUAGAAUGUCAAAUAACCAAUUCAUUGGUACCAUUCCAUCUGAUAUUGGGAGAUUUCAAAAGCUGCAAGUUUUGGAUUUAUCACAUAACAGAUUCAGGGGGACUAUCCCAUCAGCCCUUGGAAAUCUAAGUCUGUUAACCAAGCUUGACCUUAAUCACAAUAAACUAUAUGGUGGUAUCCCUAUUAGUUUGGGUCAGUGCCAAAAUUUGCAGGCAUUAAAUCUCUCUGAAAAUAACCUCAAUAGCUCGAUACCUCAGGAAAUUUUUGGCCUUUCUUCCUUGACAUUGUAUUUAGACUUGUCUCAUAAUCAAUUUAUUGGUUCUCUUCCUGUGGCCAUUGGAAAUCUUAAGAAUCUUGGUGUAUUGACUCUUAAGGGAAACAGGUUGUCUGGUGAAAUUCCUGGCACCCUUGGCAGUUGUGUUAGAUUGGAAGAACUUUCGCUGGAAGGUAACUACUUCAGGGGAAGUAUCCCCUCAUUGAGUUCUUUGCGAGGUCUUCGGAUAUUAGAUCUCUCAAACAACAAUCUAUCGGGUCAAGUUCCACAAUAUUUGGGUGAUUUUGACUUGCAGCUUUUGAAUCUUUCUUUUAACAGCUUUGAAGGUUCAUUGCCAACAGAAGGUAUAUUUAAAAAUGCAAGUGCAAUUUCCGUGCUUGGAAAUUCGAAGCUAUGUGGGGGUGCACCACAACUGCAGCUUCCUAAAUGUAUCCAAAAAGAGUCAAAUAAGAGUUUCCCAACAUCCACCUUUAAGUUAUCCAUCUCAAUAGUUUGUGGAGUUCUUGGGUUGGCCUUGCUCUUUUGUUUCAUAAUAUUUUACAGUUGCAAAAGAAAGAAGACGCGUUUGGCAAGCUCUACGAACCACUCCCUCGUACAAGUGUCUUACAGAAGCCUGUACCAGGCUACAGAUGGAUUCUGUUCAGCAAAUUUCUUAGGUAAAGGUGGCUUUGCAUCUGUAUAUAAAGGAGUCAUGGAAAACAAUGGAGCGACAUUCGCAGUAAAGGUCUUUAACCUUUUACAACGAGGAGCUUCCAGGAGCUUCUUGUUAGAGUGUGAAGUCUUGAAGAAUUUCAGACAUCGGAAUCUGGUUAAAGUACUAACCGCAUGUUCAGGAUUUGAUGAUGAGGGAAACGACUUCAAAGCUCUGGUUUAUGAAUACAUGGAGAAUGGUAGUUUGGAUGACUGGUUGCACCCAUGCCCAAAUGAAGACAUGUCUUAUGGGGAAACCAAGAAAUUAUCCUUUCUCCAAAGGAUGAACAUAGCUAUUGAUGUUUCUUGUGCAUUGGAGUAUCUUCACAACCAGUCCCAUGAAUCAGUAGUGCAUUGUGACCUCAAACCAAGCAAUGUCCUUCUUGAUGAUGAAUUGGUUGGCCAUGUUAGUGACUUUGGGUUAGCAAAAUUCCUUCCUACAGCAGAUACUGACGAAUUCUCCCGUGCACAGACAAGCUCUUCUACUCUAAGAGGCUCGAUCGGUUAUACUGCUCCUGAGUAUGGGAUUGGCAGUAAAGUGUCUUCCUCUGGUGAUAUCUUUAGCUUUGGCAUACUUCUUCUGGAAAUGUUCACAGGAAAGCGGCCUACUGAUGACAUGUUUACAGAUGAUCUUGACCUUCAUAAUUUCGUUUUAGCUGCAUUUCCAAAUAGAUUGCUAGAGAUAUUGGAUCCAGUACUUCUAGAAAGCAACGAAAUGAAGCGUGACAAAAUUGAGGAGUGUGUGAAUUCAGUGCUUGGAGUAGGGCUUACUUGCUCUGCAGAAUUGGCAAGAGACAGGAUGAACAUUGCCGAUGUUGUUGCUGAACUGCUGUCUAUAAGAAAUGGUAUUUCUGGAACAUCUUGGACAAGACCACUAGACAGAAACAGGUGAUUUCAUUUCCAGUUUUGUCGAAUGAAGAAUAUUAAUGUACCUAUGUUAGCACUUCCUGAACAAAUGUGGUUUGGCUAUUGGAAAACCAUGUGAUAUGAGAAUAUUUUGCUUGUCCGAUU